Messenger RNA from Penaeus monodon (black tiger shrimp), 480 nucleotides. RefSeq names its product circumsporozoite protein-like. The transcript has a single exon. The record is from RefSeq and is a predicted model, not a curated record. Bases 1 to 480 code for a protein of 159 amino acids. Lineage: Eukaryota; Metazoa; Arthropoda; Malacostraca; Decapoda; Penaeidae.
AUGGAGGAUGGAGGAAAUAGGCAGGGGGCAGAGGGACAGAAGAGCAGCCACGGCGGAGGGGCAGAGGGACAGAAGAGCAGCCACGGCGGAGGGGCAGAGGGACAGAAGAGCAGCCACGGCGGAGGGGCAGAGGGACAGAAGAGCAGCCACGGCGGAGGGGCAGAGGGACAGAAGAGCAGCCACGGCGGAGGGGCAGAGGGACAGAAGAGCAGCCACGGCGGAGGGGCAGAGGGACAGAAGAGCAGCGACGGCGGAGGGGCAGAGGGACAGAAGAGCAGCCACGGCGGAGGGGCAGAGGGACAGAAGAGCAGCGACGGCGGAGGGGCAGAGGGACAGAAGAGCAGCCACGGCGGAGGGGCAGAGGGACAGAAGAGCAGCGACGGCGGAGGGGCAGAGGGACAGAAGAGCAGCCACGGCGGAGGGGCAGAGGGUCAGAAGAGCAGGGACGGCGGAGGGGCAGAGGGGCAGAGACCAAGGUGA